Messenger RNA from Schistosoma mattheei, 1426 nucleotides. The record is from the annotation of a GenBank genome assembly. Lineage: Eukaryota; Metazoa; Platyhelminthes; Trematoda; Strigeidida; Schistosomatidae.
CACACUCAAAGAAGCAGAUUCAGAUCAUUUAACUUGUAUAAAUACUCUUUACAUCCUAACAGGUUCUCAAUUUUCAAACUUCCAAUAUAUUCAAGCUAUCAGAAACACUAAAAUGGAAUAUGUAAUAGAAUCAAACCGAAUAUUCCUCAAAUAACAAUUAGUUGCACAUGAUACUGAAGUAACAGCACAGUAUUUCGUCAAUGUUGUGGAUUUGUUUAAAUCUGUGAACGCGAAUCGCUCAUAAAACGCGGUACUUGUGGUUUUGUUCCUUGUUUUAUGAAUAGUUCAAUUACGGAGGUUAACAUGAGCGUCCCGAGCCGUGCGACUAACUCAAACAAUACGAUUUUAUCUGAGGAACGGACAUGUCACAGAAGUCAAAUGACAUCAUCAGAUGCUGUUGGACGUUCAAUGGCACUUUACCUAUAAAUCAUAAUCAUGCUCUACAUCAUGGAAUAAAAUUAAUGCCUCACAUAAACAUGCCUCACAGAGAAGUAGGAGCAACAACACCUUUGGUUAAUAACUCCGGCACAGCUAGUACGUGCUCUAUGUCCCUACCAGGUUCGAUGUCAUCGGCAUCGGACACUGUUUGUAAUAUUCUUCCACAUAACACUUCAGAUAGCAGCUCAAUAGACCUCGCUAGUCUUUUCGAAUGCCCGGUUUGCAUGGAUUAUGCUCUACCACCUAUUAUGCAAUGUCAAAGUGGACAUAUCGUUUGCGCGUCGUGCCGGUCAAAACUCUCAUCAUGCCCAACUUGUAGAGGCAACUUAGAUAAUAUCCGGAACCUCGCAAUGGAAAAACUUGCUCCAGUGUAUUAUUUCCUUGCAAAACAUGAAGCAGCUUGCGAGUAUAGGCCCUAUGAUUGUCCAUGUCCUGGUGCUUCAUGUAAGUGGCUUGGUGAAUUGGAACAAGUUAUGCCCCAUCUCGUGCAUCACCAUAAAAGCAUUACAACUUUACAAGGCGAAGAUAUUGUAUUUUUGGCUACUGACAUAAGUCUUCCAGGUGCUGUAGACUGGGUUAUGAUGCAAUCUUGUUUUGGACAUAGUUUUAUGCUGGUUCUAGAAAAACAGGAACGUGUACCAGAUCAGAUAUUUUUCGCUCUUGUCCAACUCAUCGGAACUCGGAAACAGGCAGAUCAGUUUGUGUACAGACUUGAGUUAAACGGGCAUCGUCGACGAUUAACUUGGGAAGCUUGUCCACGUAGUAUUCAUGAUGGUGUUCAAUCUGCAAUCGCUGUGUCUGACUGUUUAGUGUUCGAUUCUAAUACUGCUCAUUCAUUUGCUGAAAAUGGUAACCUAGGAAUUAAUGUGACUAUUUCCCAAGUUUCUCCGUCUAUUUCAUAACUUUAAGCAUUCAUUACAUUUUUUCCGUACUUUUUCUUUUCUUCCAUUUUUGUUGAGAAAAUCCAGUUCACAUUAUUAUCCGUUUU